Messenger RNA from Morone saxatilis (striped sea-bass), 850 nucleotides. RefSeq names its product mitochondrial ribosomal protein S16 (gene mrps16). Gene Ontology annotation, molecular function: structural constituent of ribosome. The transcript has 4 exons. Gene Ontology annotation, cellular component: mitochondrial small ribosomal subunit; ribosome. Gene Ontology annotation, biological process: mitochondrial translation. Bases 186 to 593 code for a protein of 135 amino acids. Lineage: Eukaryota; Metazoa; Chordata; Actinopteri; Moronidae. The record is from RefSeq and is a predicted model, not a curated record.
CUUCCUGUUUAAACAUGGCCGCCCGCUGACAAAUGUCACGUUACUUCAGCUGCUGAAAACAUAAAGUUAUUAACGCUAUUAACGUUAUUACUUCACCAGCCGUCCACCGGAUUCAAAGGGCUGACACCGGAGGAGAUUUAGCUUCACUUCGUUCAACAUCCACGGAGGGUAAUCCAGUCAGCACCAUGGUUCAUUUAUCAUCACUCCUGCUAAAGAAUUACCACGGGGGUUACGUUGUCAUCCGAUUGGCUCUUGCAGGCCACAAACAAGCGAACAGACCCUUUUAUCGCAUUGUGGCAGCUUACAACAAAAGGGCAAGAGAUGGAAAAUAUUUAGAGCAGCUGGGCACCUACGACCCCCUCCCAAACAUCUACAACGAAAAACUUGUCAGCUUCAACUUUGACCGAAUAAAAUACUGGAUCGGCUGUGGUGCACACCCUACAAAGCCAGUGGCCAAACUUCUAGGGUUGGCAGGAUUUUUCCCUCUGCACCCGAUGACAGUAACAGAGGCAGAGCGUAAAAGAGCCCAAACGGUCCUGACAGAAACAAGAACAGAAGAUCUCGAGGAGGUUCAAAAGGAGGCUGAAGUGUGAGAAUUAAAGCUGAGGACUGUGUGUGACUGUCCAGAACAAAAGGAUGUCGCAGUUAUUUGGAGAAAGAACAGACUGAUUGGUUUCCUAACUUGUUGGGUGGACUGUUCAUAGCAACGUCAGCUCCAUAGCAGCUAUGAACAAUUCAUAUUAAAACUGAUUCAAUAGCUUCAUGUGAUGUUGGUGAGAGUGGAGUGCGAUAACAGGCAGUUGUUUGUAUUUACUGUUUUAUGUGAUUUAAAUAAAGUAUUUCAACAUUG